Melampsora larici-populina 98AG31 is the source of this 3024-nucleotide messenger RNA. RefSeq lists its product as uncharacterized. The transcript is spliced from 16 exons. Bases 1 to 3024 code for a protein of 1007 amino acids. Gene Ontology annotation, biological process: transcription by RNA polymerase III. Gene Ontology annotation, molecular function: protein binding. The record is from RefSeq and is a predicted model, not a curated record. Gene Ontology annotation, cellular component: transcription factor TFIIIC complex. Lineage: Eukaryota; Fungi; Basidiomycota; Pucciniomycetes; Pucciniales; Melampsoraceae.
AUGGAUCAAGACCCAUCAACCACCAAUCAAUUCGAUCAAAUCCCAUUAGAUCCAGAUUUAUUCAAUCCAGAUGUAAAUGAUCUUACACGUUUAAUCGAAGCGAUUCAUACGACUAAACAUCAAAAGGAUGAUGAAGCCAAAGGACUUUUGAGUAAAGAAUGGGAUCGUAGUAUGGAUCAAGAAUUAAAUGAAUUACAAGAAGCCGAAAAGACCUUACGAUCAGGUAAAAGGAGAAGACAUAAAAUCCGAGGAGAACCCGAAUUAUCUACCGAAGUUUCAAUCUUACUAGGAAAAGCCAAUUUAUGUUUCAUUAAUCAAGAGUAUCAAGAAGCGAUUCCAUUAUUUGAAGAAGCAGUACGAAUCGAACCAAUGUGUAAGAUGGCAUGGAACAACUUAGGAGCGAUUUAUCAAGACUUGAACGAUUUUGAAAAAUCUUGUCAGUUUAGAAUGAUUGGAGCUCAUCUGACUGCUAAAUCUGAACAUUUAUGGAAAGAGUUAGGUGCUGAAUCUAGACAACAUGGACUUUUGUCUCAAGCUAUUUAUUGUUUUAGUGAAGCUAUUAAAGUUGGGAAAGAUGAUGUAGAAGCAAUGUGGGAUCGUUCAUACUUACUCUACGAAGUAGGUAGACCAAGGCAAGCAUUAUUAGGUUACCUUUCGAUCUUGAAACUUAACCCUUAUAACCCUGAUGUAUUAAGAGAAAUCGCACAUCUUUGUGCAACGACCGAUGAAAAAGAAUUACCGCUGAAGUUGUUUAAAACCGCUUUUGAACAUUACCAAUCAUCACUUCCGACUCCUUCACCUGAUUUCUUACAAACCGGAUUCGGUUUAGAUCAUCUAAGGAUCCUGAUCAGUUUAUUAAUGAAAUCUUAUCCAUCUUCAAUCCCACUUAUUUUAGGACCCGAUUCGAGUUCCAAACCCGAAGAAGAAAACCAACAAUCUUAUUACAGUUAUGUGAUUAGAAUUAUUAAAUUGUCUACUAGGUGGUUACAGGGUAGAUCGGAUUCUGAAGGUCAUGGUUAUUUGAAUUGGGAGAGUUUGGAUGAUGAUCGAGAGUUUGAUCUGGUUAGAGGAGCAAGAGAUGAUGUGGACUUAUUGGAAGAUUAUAGGUUUGAAAAUGCUCCGGUCUUUGGAUUAGAACCGGAGUUUAGAACUUAUUUAGGGAUUUGUAGACUUAAGAUUGGAGAUGAAGAAGAAGCUAAAGCUCAUUUUGAUCUUAUUAAAGAACUUAGUAUCCUAGAGUUUUCAGAUUUGUUUUUAAUGAUUGGUGAUACGUAUUUUGAUUCAGAUAUGUUUCAUGAAGCAUUAGAGUUUUAUCAAGAAUUAGUUGAUAAUGAAUCAACUAAUAAUCCAUCAGUUUGGCAUAAGAUUGGACAGUGUUAUAGGAAAUCUGAAAAUCUUGAAGAAGCUGCUGAAUGUUAUGAAGCAAUUGUGGAAACCGAUCAUAUGGAUCUGCUAGCUAAAUCACAACUAGCCGAGAUAUAUGAAUUAUGUGGAAGACUUGAUGACGCAUAUAAGAUGGUAGAUGAUAUUAUUGAGAUUAGAAGAACAGCAAGGUCUCAAGGAAUCGUUCUAGAUCAAGACCCGAUUUCUCAACCUAAUCGAUCUCAAAACCCAUUAUCUAUUAAACCUAAUCCGAAUCCAAAGUAUAAAUCGAUGGAAGAAAGAAGAUUAGAAGAAGUUAACCGAACUGAACGGUAUGUGAUUAGUUUUAAAAGAUUAGAAGAGAUCGCAUUGAAAGUCUCUUUAGUGGAUGAGAAUGAUGGGGAUGGGGAUAGGGUUAAGGGUAGUUUGAUGAAUGAGUUUGUGAGGAUUGCUAAUCCGAUGAUUGAAGGCUUUAGACAAACUCCUGCUUUGUUUCCUUGUGAAAUCACGAAAAAGUUUGUUGGGGUGAAUGUUGCACCUAAGAAACCGAAGAAAGUGGAUGCACAUGGGAAUCAUGUCGGAGAAGAAACUCAAGCUGAAACUAGUCUUCAAGAGUUUAGAGGGAUCCAAUUCGAAGACUGGGUUCGAAUCUUUGUACAUUAUUCAUUUUUUUGUGUAAAAGUUCAAAGAGAAGAUGAAGCAUUUGAAGUGAUUAAACAUGUGAUGUUAGCACCUGUUUUUAGACAAUCUGCAAGUAUGCAACAAGUUUUAAGAUUAGCAUAUGCCGCAAUAUGUUAUGCGAAAGGAGAUUAUGUAAAAGUGACUGAUACGAUUCGAUGGAUCAGUUUACGUUUGUUAUAUCAUAACGAACCGAUCCGAUUGAUCAAUAGUUUAUUAAACCAAGGCUUUCAACAAGCUUUAGCAUUCGCUAAUGGUAAUCUACAGAAAUGGUUCUUAAGACAAAUCAAAAUUAUUGAUCAACAUGUUAAAAGGUUUAAAUCAGAUGGCCUUCAAUCCGAUGCGAUCGGACUACGUCAACGACCUCAAAUUAGAGGUAAAGGAGUUCAGUUUCAUUUACCGGAAGAGGAAGGGUUUGAGGAAGAGGAUGGGGAUGAAGAUGAAUCGUAUUGGAAACCUAGUAGGUUUAAACCUAGGAAAUCUAAUCCGGUUUAUACGAUCACUUUUUCUCAAAUCUUGGCGGCUACUAGGAGUUUUCAAUCUUCAAUUAUUCAUUAUUUAAGAGUUUAUGAAACUUAUCCUGAUGAACCUCUUUUGAACUUGUUACUCGGUUUAAGUUAUUCUCAAAGAGCUAUGCAAAGACAAACUGAUAAUCGACAUCAUCAAAUCGUUCAAGCAAGUGCUUUUAUGAAUAAGUAUCGAAAGUUAAGGUCUUUGAAACAUGGUCAAGAAGUAGAGUAUAACUUUGGUAGGUUUUUUCAUGGGAUUGGUUUAAUCACUUUAGCUAUUUCACAUUAUCAAAAAGUACUUUGUUUAGCUGAUGAUCAAGAAGACGAAGGGAAUGAAGAAGAAGAAGGGAAUGAAGGGAAUGAAGAAGUAGAAGAUUUUAAAAGUUUAGCUGCUUAUAAUCUUGUGUUGAUUUAUAUGACUUCGGGGUCACCUGAUUUAGCACAUGAAAUGAUUUGUAAAUAUUUAUCUGUUUAA